GAGCAUUUAUUUCUUGUGAAAUGUGUGAAAUAAAAGAAACAAAUAAAAAAUUUGUAGAAAAUUUUAUUUAUACUUAUUCAAAUCUAAAAAUUUCUGGUCAUUAUAAAAUUAAAGUACCUAUUGAUUUUCCAUUUGAAGGAAAUAUUAAUGAAUUGGCAUGUAGAAUUAUAAGUGGAUUUAAUUUGCCAAUAUAUGUUCUAGAUGAUAUUAUUAAAAAAUUAGAGAUGUUUAUAAAUGAUCAUUCUGAAAAAUUGAAUGAUUGCUUAACUUAUGAUGCUAUUGAUUGUAUUAAAAAUGAAACAAUAGAGAUAGAAGACAUAGUGAAGUAUUGGGAAAAAGCUUUCAAAGAAGAAACUGUAACAUACAGUAAUAUUAGGGGGGCAAGUAAUGAUCAACUGUUUGCAACGGCAUUUCACAAAUUAGCACAUUCAGGACCGUCUUUAGAUGCAAUACUUCAUAUAGAAUAUGGCUAUGCACAAGCUGUACAAGAUAUUAUUACAAGGAAGAAAAGACAAAUUUUAUCUGUUACAAAAAUUCAAACUGAAGAAAUGAAUUAUGCUAUGGAAGGAUUAAAUAAAUAUAGUAAUGAAGAAGAUAUAAAUGCUUUAGCAUUGAAGCAUUUUGAUGAUCAAACUUUAAUACAAGGUAAAUGGAAUAGUAAAUUGGAUACAUUAAAACAAGAACAACGUAAUGGUUAUAGAGAAUGGAUUAUGAAAACUGUUGAAGAAAUGCAAGGAACAGAUGGUAUCUUUUCUCCAAUUGGAAACUCUCCUAUUGGAUCAAUUGUUAAUGAGUUCACUAUUUCUAACUCAUCUUUGUAUGAUUUAGAGGAAAGUUUUACCAUACAUCUUGGAUCUCAAAUGAAAUCUACUCACAAUAUUCGUAUAAUGUCAGCAGAUACUUUAGACCUUUUACGGAUUACAUUAGAUGAAAAUGGUACUAUAAUGCAUCAUCCCCAACGAUUACAAACAGUUCUUGAACUAUAUUCUCAUGAUUUAAAAGGUCUAGUUCUUUUUACUGAUACAAAUAAUUUAGAUUUUUAUUCUGGUCUAGCAAAAGAAUUUUUUGACAUUUGUGAAGGUAGUACUGAAUUUCAUUUUGCAUCACUUCAAGAUCAAUUAGAAACUAUGAAAUCUGAUCUCAAGGUAGCUGUAGAAAAUCGUAAAUGUAAAGGGCCUAUUAGUAACUUUCUGUCACCUGAGUUGCAGGCUCGACGUAAUAAAUCGAAGUUGUUACAAUGUGGAGAUGUAUAUAUAACAAAACAUUCCAAUCUUGCUUCUGUUCAUCUUAUAUUUCAUAUGGUUAUUGAUGACUCAUUAAAAUCAGCAGAUACUAAUUCAAGGCACCCUGUUAUUUUGGGAUUAAGAAACAUACUAAAAGCUGCAUGUUCAUAUGAUAUAACCAUGAUAACUAUUCCAUUGUUUUUGAAUCACGAAAUGACUGAAGAUAUGACAGUUCCAUGGUGCCAAAAACGAGCAGAAUUAGUUUUGAAGUGUGUAAAAGGAUUUAUGAUUGAGUCAGUAUCCUUAGGAGGCUCAGAGCUAAAAACAAUUCAGUUUCUAGUACCAAAAGGUAUAUCGGAAGAAGUAUUUGGGAUACUAGCAACAAUGGUGCCAACUAUAUUUAGAGUAUCUACUCCAUUAGUAUUUAACUCAACAGAACCUGAGCCAAAAUUAUCAACUAAAAACAAAAAGUAUACUAAAAGUAAAAAUUCAUUUGUAAUAAAAUAAUUUGUUUUAUAAAAAAAAAAAACAAAUUAAACUAAAUACUUUAUUUAUUACUUGAUAAAAUUAUUAAAUAUUAAUUCUAUGACCUUGUUAAUAAAUAUGAGUAAUCUUAAAUUAUAAAAUUACCCAUUACUUAUAUUUUUAUUAAUUGUUACUUCUUUUUUAAUAUCUAAUUUUAUUAUUUAUUAAUAUAUAUUUUAUUAAAAAUUCAAUUUAUCUUAUGAAACCAUGUUUAUAAUAAUAACAAAUAACAAAUUUCAAAUAUUUUAUAAUGAAUCUCAAUUACUUCUCCAAUAUUAAUUUAAUUGUAAAAAUAUAAGUCAAGUAAAUAAAAACUUAAUCAGUGACUAUAGUCAAUAUAAUUAUUUGAUUAUAUUUAGAACUUUAAGAGUUAUUACAAAUUGUGAAAUUUGAAUAGUUGUUUUAUCCAUCUAAUUUAAUUCUUAACCUAAAAUAUAUUUAUUUGUAAUAUUGAACAUUUUUUUUUGUUUAGAGGAGAUCAGAUAAAAUUUGGGAUCUCUUUAAGUCCUUUCAGAUUGUAUUAAAAAAAUACCUAAUUUUCAUGGGCCAUUGAGUAAUCACGAUGAGCAAUCGCUCUCAAAAUGACCCCUUGGGCGUACACUUAAACUAAAGUUUUUAUCAUGUAAUGUUAAAAUAACUUUUUUUUUUAUUAUUUUUUAAAGACAAUUAAAAUUAAAAUCAGAUAUAGAUGGUAUUAAAAUUAAGUAAAGAUUAUAAUUUAAAGGGUUAAAAUCCAUCCAAAUAUUUUUUUUUAGUAUUAACAUCUAAUAUUCUCUCCCCUGUUUAAGUGUAAUAGUAACCUUAGUUAUGUUCAUACGUGAUCAGGAUCAAAUUUACGAUUUUGUCACCUUCUAAAAUUUAUGUAAGAAUUUAAUAAACAUAAUGUUUUUAACAUGAGCAAUUAGUCACUA
Molecule: messenger RNA, 2659 nt
Organism: Daktulosphaira vitifoliae (grape phylloxera)
Lineage: Eukaryota; Metazoa; Arthropoda; Insecta; Hemiptera; Phylloxeridae
Product: protein C12orf4 homolog
Exons: 12
Coding region: 21-1730 (569 amino acids)
Cellular component (GO): cytoplasm
Source: RefSeq, a predicted model, not a curated record